This is a messenger RNA of Bombina bombina (fire-bellied toad), 6303 nucleotides long. It is a transcript of the gene MYO16, whose product is annotated as myosin XVI. The record is from RefSeq and is a predicted model, not a curated record. The transcript is spliced from 34 exons. NCBI's taxonomy places the organism in Eukaryota, Metazoa, Chordata, Amphibia, Anura, Bombinatoridae. Gene Ontology annotation, molecular function: actin filament binding; protein phosphatase binding; ATP binding. Gene Ontology annotation, biological process: negative regulation of G1/S transition of mitotic cell cycle; neuron projection morphogenesis; phosphatidylinositol 3-kinase/protein kinase B signal transduction. The coding region runs from base 31 to 5592 and encodes 1853 amino acids. Gene Ontology annotation, cellular component: nucleoplasm; myosin complex; perinuclear region of cytoplasm.
CAGCUUUGUAAUGUUUUUCGAUCACAUGACAUGGAAAUUGACCAAUGUUUGCUGGAAUCUCUACCUUUGGGACAGCGGCAGAGGCUUGUGAGGCGCAUGCGCUGUGAACAAAUUAAGGCCUACUAUGAACGUGAAAAGGCUUUGCAGAAACAAGAUGGGUACAGAAAAAGAAGUAGACAACGGAAGAACUAUAGAGUGAAUUUUCAUCUUUUUGACAAAAUACAAGAUGCUAUUAUAAAUCACAACGAUAAAGAAGUUUUACAGCUGCUCAAAGAAAGUGCUGAUCCCCAUUCCUUGAUUCCAUCUGGUGGGUGUUUACUACAUCUGUGUGCACGGUAUGAUAAUGUGUUUGCUGCAGAAAUUUUAAUUGACAGAGGAGUUAAUGUAAAUCAUCAAGACGAGGAGAAUUGGACACCAAUGCAUAUUGCUUGUGCAUGCGACAAUCCUGAUAUAGUCUUGCUACUACUUCUCUCAGGGGCCAAUGUUCUACUGCAGGAUGUCAAUGGUAACAUAGCUCUUGACUAUGCCAUUGAGGGAACUGAAUCCAGCUGUAUACUUAUGGCAUUUUUAGAAGAGAAUGGUGUUGAUCUGGCCUCACUGCGUCAGAUGAGAAGUCAGAGAGCAACUGUCAUGUUAUCUGACGUUAAGCAGCUCAUAGCUACAGGUGGAAUUGUUAAUGAAAGAAAUGAUGAUGGAGUUUCUCUUCUUCAUAUAGCCUGUGCUUGUGGAUUCAAGGAAGUAGCGUGUUUAUUGUUAAAGAACAAUGCAGAGCAAGAUGCUGUUGAUGAUCUUUACUGGACACCACUUCAUUUAGCUGCAAAAUAUGGACAGACAAGCCUUGUGAAAAUCCUCCUGGUUCAUCAAGCAAAUCCGAACAUUCUAAAUUGCAAUGAAGAUAAGCCUUCAGAUAUUGCUGCAACAGAAUUAAUUCAAGAUAUGUUACUAAAAGCUGAAGCGAUGUACGAAGAAAGAGCAAAAAACAUUUCAGGUGCUGUUUUUCAAGAAGAAUCGUAUGAAGAGAUCUUAAAUGAUCUUCCUGUAUCUGCAAAUAAACUACGUCCAUUAGCUUUACCAAUUUCAAAGCAAGACAGUUUGCUGGAAAAGGAUACAAUGUUUAAAGACUCGGGCAAGGCUAUCUGUAAUCAGUAUUCACAAGACAAAUCUUCAGAAAGAGUCAUUAUUUGCAGCAACACAAAACUGGAGCAGAUCAAAUUAAUGCCACCAGCACCAAAUGAUGAUCUAGCAACCCUAAAUGAACUCACAGACAGUAGCUUGUUGUAUGAAAUUCAGAAACGUUUCAGCAGCAAUCAGAUUUAUACAUACAUUGGAAAUAUUUUGCUGCUAGUUAACCCAUACAAAGAACUUCCAAUAUACUCUGCAUUGGUCACUCAGUUAUACCGGAGCAUCUCAGGGCGAUUAUGUUCCUCACUUCCUCCUCAUGUUUUUGCAUGUUCAGAGAGAGCUUACCAUAUGCUUUUCCAGGAACGGCGGCCGCAAUGUUUUGUCUUAAGUGGUGAAAGUGGCUCUGGGAAAACAGAAGCCUGUAAGCACAUAGUUAAACACUUGGCCUUCAGGUGCGGUUCCAGUAAAAAUUCACUACAUUCAAAGAUUAAACACGUAAGCUGCAUUUUAGAAGCCUUCGGACACGCCAAAACAACACUUAAUAACUCGUCUAGCCGUUUUAUAAAGUUCCUUGAACUACAAUUUUGUGAAAGAAAAGCAACAUUAUCAGGAGCCAGAGUUUACACCUAUAUGCUUGAAAAAUCCCGUCUACUUGCUCCUUCACCAGGCCAGAGCAAUUUCCUUAUUUUUUAUUUUAUGAUGGAUGGUCUACCUGCUGAAGAAAAAUAUAAUUUAUAUCUCAAGAGUGCAUCUGUAUACAGGUAUCUGAACCAGCCUGUACCAGAGGAAACAUCAAUAGCAGCAAACACUCAGAACAGAGAAAAAUUAGCGAACUUGAAACAAGCACUAAGUGCCAUGGGAUUUAACAGCCUAGAAAUGGAGAACUUGUUCAAGAUCCUGUCAGCCAUUUUGCACAUUGGAGAUAUUCGGUUUACAGCAUUAACAGACGCUGAAACUGCUUUUGUCUCUGACCUGCAGCUUCUGGAGCAAGUUGCAGGAAUGCUUCAGGUUUCACCGGAUGAGUUAUCUACUGCCUUAACAAUGGAUGUUCAGUACUUCAAAGGAGACAUGAUAACACGUAGACAUUCUGUGGAGGUUGCUGAAUUCUAUCGAGACCUUCUAGCAAAGUCCUUGUAUUGUCGUCUAUUUAGCUUUUUAGUGAACAAUGCCAAUUUCUACCUCCAAAAUCAAAGCGAACAAAGCAGUUACCAACCACUCUCGAUUGGUGUAUUGGAUAUGUUUGGCUUCGAGGACUUUCAGAAGAAUUCUUAUGAACAGCUGUGCAUUAAUCUGGCCAAUGAGAAAAUCCACCAGUAUAUCAAUGAAGUGCUGUUUCUACAAGAGCAAACAGAAUGUGCACAAGAGGGAGUUUCCAUGGAAACGAUGUAUUGCCUUGGCAACCAUACAACAGUGCUAGAUUUUUUCUUCCAGAAACCUAUGGGUUUUCUGGCUGUGCUAGAUGAGGAAAGUCAGUCAAUGCAUUCAAUUGAUCAAAGUCUUUCUAAACGACUUCAGUCUCUUAUGGAAAUGUCUAAUACAAACACGGUAUAUACAUCUGCAAAAGACGGAAAUGGAAAUGUCACAUCCAAGGAGCAUGGUCCCAUCUUCACAGUUAUGCAUUAUGCAGGAAGGGUAACCUAUGAUAUUUCAAGAGUAAUUGAGAAAAAUAAAGAUAUCCUCUCCCAGAAUCUUCUUUUUGUCAUGAAAGCCAGUGAAAAUUUAGUGAUCAACCAAAUGUUUCAGUCAAAAUUGACUCAAACAGGAUCUCUUGUUCCUCCCUAUCCAUCACUCCGGCUCCGAGGACCCAAAUCAGCCUUACUUUUUAAGAAGACAAUGUCAGCUUCCAAUGAUGAAACCAAAAAAAUACUGGAACUCAACAAGUUAUUGAAAAAGAAGGGAUCAUCGUCAUUUCUACAGAAGCUAGAACGAGGAGGUCCAACGACUGUGAAUACCCAACUCAGGAAAUCUCUUACAGAGAUCAUUGGAAAGAUCCAGAACAGCACACCACAUUUUAUGCAUUGCAUCAAGCCAAACAGUUCCAGACUUGCUGAAACAUUUGAUCAUUUUUAUGUGUCUGCACAGCUGCAAUAUAUAGGUGUUCUAGAGAUGGUAAAGUUGAUACGACAUGGUUUCCCUAUACGACUUGCAUUCACUGACUUCUUGACAAGGUACAAGUAUUUGACUGAAAUAGUAUCAAGAGAAAGACAGAAAGCAUCCCCAGAAGAGAAAUGUCGUCAUGUUCUUCAGCAAUGUAAACCACAGGGCUGGCAGUUGGGUACCAGAAAAGUUUUCUUGAAGUACUGGCAAGCUGAUCAACUCAUGGAUAUUUGUCUGCAACUGCAGAAGAAAAUUGUGCUAUGUCAGAAAGUUGUAAGGAGAUUUCUAGCUCGUCAACAUUUGAAGAAGAAAAAGGACGAUAAGCAAACUGCGACAACCUAUGUAAAAGAUUUUCUGCAGACUAUGGAAAACAUGGGACAACAGGCUUAUCAUUCAUUGGCCAUCCAGAAUGCUUCUGACAUUGCCCGGGAAAGAGACAAAAUGCCCAGUGAAACAGAGCCUCCUUAUAAUUGGAUAGAUUCACCAUCUAGCCACGAGGAAUCAUAUAGAAGAACUGAAGAGAUGGAUGGGAAGAUAUCUGAAAACAAUCUUGCUGGUUGUCAUUUACCUAAUCUAAUUUAUUCCGGAUCUGUCCCAAUUCCCAUGAACACUGGAGGCAUAACUCAUUCGGUGGAGGCUUCAUCGAUCAGAUCUCUUUCUUUGCACUCUGUAUUAAGUGUGGACGAUAGCUGUAACCUUCAAUCACCUCGAAAACAGCCUCCUCCUAAACCAAAAAGAAACCCUACCACAAGAUUAAGUGCUUCAUAUGAAGCUGUUAGUGCCUGUCUCAUAUCAGCUUCUAAGGACAUUGAUAAUGAAGGUUUUACACGACCAAGACCUCACAGUGAUGAUUACAGCACAAUGAAAAAAAAUCCACCACCUAAGCCAAAGAGGAGCCCUAACACUAAGCUAAGCGGUUCUUAUGAGGAGAUAUCUGCUCAAAAUUUAGGAGAAUUACAGACAAACAAAAAAAUCCAUUAUGAUAUUGGAAUAAUAAAAAGGGCGGCUUCAGCAGAUGGACCACACCAUGGAAUUUUAACAUUGUAUAUGUCUCAAGAGGAUGAUGAACCAGUUUAUAUUGAAAUGGUUGGCAAUGCUAAAAAGAGCCAUAGAUCAAUGGAUGAGAGCCCAGAGCAAGGGGAAGCGGUUUAUGAAGAGAUGAAAUAUUUUCUUCCUGACCAAAUUAAUCGUAAUGCUGUAAUGACAGGGAUUUCUCAGUCAUUUGAGCAGAACAUGAAUUUAUUUAGAGUUGAGAAGUUGGAUGCUAGCAAUAAAUCAGAAGUGAAAAGCAAACAAGCUUGUGACAUUCCAGCUCCUUUUCCAAAUCUCCUCUUACAUCGUCCUCCACUUUUGGUCUUUCCACCCACUCCAGUAACAGUUACAUGCUCUCCUGCUUCAGAUGAGUCCCCUUUAACUCCACUUGAAGUGGUAAAACUCCCUGUACUUGAAACAAGUAUAAACUACACUAUGCAACCAGAGAAUUUCAAUGUCACCUCACCCCAGUAUUCCAAAUACCAAAAAGGAGAAAGGGAAAGACCUUCAUCCCCUGCUUUGUCUGUAUUUAGUGUAUCAAGCAAAGUGUCUCCCCCAGCUACACCUCCUCUUCCCCCAUCUUCAGCUUCCUAUCACUCUUCAACGCACUUUAAAUUUCCUACAGAUGCUCCUUAUGCUUUUCUAGUUAAUACAGGAAAGAAAACAACUGUUGUGGAUGCAUCAAAAACAGUUCCACGACCAAAUCAAGUUUUAAAUGAGGAGCCAUGCAGUUUAUUGACUAAGUUGCCUUAUUCUUCACCUGUAAAAAUUGCAAGGACAUUAUAUAGCAAACCACAUUUAGGUUCCACAUCAUCGUUUUCAACCAACUCAUCCAGUAGCCACCUAACAAGCCCUCUUGAUGAAUUAACAACUUUAUUCAAUUCUGGCAGAAGUCUACUGCGAAAAUCAUCUGUGGGUAAAAGAAUUAGAGAAGCACAAGAUGUUGAAAUGAAUAUGAACAUAUGCAGUGGAGUAGAUCCUGCGGCACUAGAUAUUCAGGAUAAAAAUGCAAAUAAUCAGGAGAGCAUAUCAGCAAAUUUACCAACUAGUUGUACAGCAUUUGAAAAUGGAAAUUCAGUAACAAAUCCAGUAACAAAUGAUGACGUCAAUGAAGAAAUGAAUUGUAAAUUCCGUAGUAGCUACACUUCAAGCUCUUUAGUGUCAAAAAGCAAGGAAAGUCAUAGCAGUCAAGUAUUUCACCAGUUACGGUUAUCAGAGAAUGAAAGUGCAGCAUUGCAGGAGCUAAUGGAGUGGAGGAGAAAGCUUUGUGAAGGGGGCGAUGAUUGGCACAGAGACUUGAAACAAUCUGAAGAUAAGAAUGCUGCUCCCUCUCCAUCGUAGAGUUAUGUAACUUUAUGGAAAACCACAUCAUAAAAGAUCUCUUCUGUUCUUAAGGACUUGAGCUUUUUAUCAAUAUAACAGGAAGAGAAUUGUUUGAUUUUAUGAGAUGCAAGUUGUUGCAUUUUUUUACAAUAGCACACUAUGAAAAUAACCGAGCAUGAGUAACUAGAUUGUUGUCACUGUGAUAAAAUUUGUGUGUGAUGUAUGCUUUUAUAGGUGUAAUACAUUCUGUACAUUGUGUUUCAGGGUUUAUCUAAAAUAUAUGUUUUAAAUAUCCAGGUACCACCUGUAUCAGAAUACAAAAAAUACAUAAAGGUCUACAAAAAAGAUUCUUGGAAAUCGCUUGGGAAAGCCAUUAGAAAAAUGUCCAAGUGUAUAGCUGUUUUAUAUCAUCAGAAUUUCAGGGUUAGUUUGUACAGGUUGAUUUAAUCAUACCUUGUAUUCCUAUAUGUAUAGAUAUAUGUUUGUGUGUGCUUGUAUAUAAAUACACUUGAGUGUAUAGAGGAAGAGGGGCGGAAGAGAAGAAUAUUAAAAUGUUUAGCUUGUAGCACAAGAACCCUAUUAUCGGAAAUUUUGGCUAUUCACUUUGAUAUCUAUCUGUAUCUAAUCUAUCUAUCAUCUAUCUGUCUGUCUGUCUCUAUCUAUCUAUCUAUCUAUCUAUCUAUCUAUCUAUCUAUCUAUCUAUCUAUCUAUCAUCUAUCUGUCUGUCUG